UAUAACAUGUUUGUCACUUGGCCCGCCCCGUUACAUCACCACCAAUAGUUUAAAAAGGCACUCUGGAGUUCAGACACUAUCAAGCUGCACAACUUGUUCACACCAAAGAAAUGAUGGAUCACCCAACCUUUGAACGAGAGAACCAAGAGCGUGUGCAGGCGGUGGAGAGUUCAUUCCAUCAAGCAGGGAAGCCCUUGUCCAAGCCGGGCCGGAUUCUAAUCGGAGAGGGAACUGUGUUUAAGCAGGGUCGCAAGAAGAUACAGCAGAAAAUCCUCUUCCUCUUCACUGAUAUUCUGGUGUACGGCAGCAUUGUUGUGCCUGGUCGCUGGUACAAAAAGCAGAAGAUCAUCCCUUUAGAGGACAUUGAGCUGGAAGACCUGGAGGACAGUGACAUAUUCAAGCAUCAGUGGCUGAUCCGAACACCGAGCAAGUCUUUUUUUGUGUCCGCCCCUUCAUACGAGGAGAAGAAGGCCUGGAUAGAGCACAUCAAUGAAUGCCGGUGCAGCCUAAUGCAGGGCACCAGCUGCAAACCUUCCAAGAAGUUUGCUGUUUCCUGGAUUCCUGAUCCGGCUGCUUGCAAAUGCAUGCGGUGCCUCUCUACAAAGUUUAGUGGGGUCAAUCGUCGACACCACUGCAGGAAUUGCGGCUUCUUGGUCUGCAAUUCAUGCUCCAAGCAACGUGCCGUUAUCGAUCACAUCCACCCCACUAAAAAGCUGAGGAUCUGCAGUUUCUGCUACAAGAAUAUUAAUGAAGAGAAGUUUCGCGACAGGGGAGACAGCGCCGGGAAAAGCAGCUCAGAGGAGGAAGAGUUUUGUCCUUCUGGUGAGGAAAAUGAGAAAGUGGAGGAAGGAGAGAUAGGGAUCUAUUCUCCCAGCAACUGGCUGGACACCAAAAACGGGACUUGGGAACGACUGAGCAUUUAUGAUUACCCAAAGUCAAUACCAUCACAGUAGCCAAUAAACUGCAACAAAGACGCUUUUGAAUGGAUUCAGAUUACACAAAGUUGAUUUUCUUACAUGAAGUUACAUAAAUGUAAAGAUAAAUGUGACGACGUAUCAUUUGUUUGUGUCUAUUUGUGUUUUAAUCUUAGGCUGUACACGCAACAAUUUGCACUGUAAAUAACAAAUCAGGAGUGAGUCGAAAAAAUCAUUUUAAAAAGACAAGAAUAUAUCAUCUUUGUACAUAUUCAGUGCCAUUAACCAUGCUAGUUAAAUGAAUAAUGCUCCAUCUGCCUGUCACUUUGCUGCUGGAACAGCUGAAUUUCACAAUAAAGGAUAUUUCUAUUCCAAAAA
Molecule: messenger RNA, 1292 nt
Organism: Haplochromis burtoni (Burton's mouthbrooder)
Lineage: Eukaryota; Metazoa; Chordata; Actinopteri; Cichliformes; Cichlidae
Product: pleckstrin homology domain-containing family F member 2-like
Molecular function (GO): metal ion binding; phosphatidylinositol binding
Source: RefSeq, a predicted model, not a curated record